Penicillium bovifimosum is the source of this 759-nucleotide messenger RNA. RefSeq lists its product as uncharacterized. The coding region runs from base 1 to 759 and encodes 252 amino acids. NCBI's taxonomy places the organism in Eukaryota, Fungi, Ascomycota, Eurotiomycetes, Eurotiales, Aspergillaceae. The transcript has 2 exons. The record is from RefSeq and is a predicted model, not a curated record.
AUGCGUUUUGCUCCUCUCCUCACCUGUCUGGCGACAGCAUCGCUUGCUGCCCCAACGAACUUCCUCAACGAUGCAUACAAAUGGACCAAUGACAUGGCCGAGUUCUAUGGAAAAGUGAGCCAGUACAUCAAUACCGCAAAGAAAGACAUCAGAGUACCGACGGCGUGCGAUGUCUCCAAGAUUGCCCUGCCUGCUUAUGCCUCGGGCAUGACCAGCCCGUCAGGCCUCAAGCCGCGAUACGUCGCACUGGGAAGGGGUACCCAGAACUAUACAUGCGCCGACUCAACAUCCAAGUCUACACCCGCAGCCGUAGGAGCUGUCGCACGACUCUACGAUGCAUCAUGCAUCGCAGCCAACUACCCCGACCUACUGGAAAGACUUCCAAAACUUGCCUACCCAAUUGCCCUACCGACCAACGAAAAUGCGGCAUUCCCUCCUGCCAACAUUGAACUGUUGGGUCAUCAUUUCUUCUACGAUGCAACCACCCCCGAGUUCAACUUGAACCUCUCACCCCACAAGCAGGAUGGCAUUGUCAUGACUAAGAAGGUAUCAGCAAUUGAUGCUCCCUCGGGCUCACUGUCGGGGCAGUAUGGUGCUGUCCCUUGGCUCUACCUCACCGCUAGCGAGGGCACGGUUGGCAACUACAAGAGUGUCUACCGAGUCGACACUGCGGCUGGGUCUCCACCAAAGACUUGCAAGGGCAUGCCAGCUGCGUUCCAAAUGCAGUAUGCUGCGAACUACUACUUCUUUGGGGAAUAG